This is a messenger RNA of Miscanthus lutarioriparius, 1740 nucleotides long. Lineage: Eukaryota; Viridiplantae; Streptophyta; Magnoliopsida; Poales; Poaceae. The record is from the annotation of a GenBank genome assembly.
AUGUCAUCCAAGAAGAAGAGGGCCGCGAUAGAUCUCUCCCUAGAGGCGGAGAGGAGUGAUGAAGACCACAGUGGCGGCGGCAGAGGCAAAGGCGAUCGCCGCCGGGACAAGGAUGAUGGUGAAGUGGACAAGAAAGAAGAACGGUUCAAGGAGCAAGGAGAGGCGCCGAAAGAGGAAACCGGCGAGGAGAAGGUGGUAGUUGAAGUGGUUGUAGACCAAGGAGGAGACGGCACCAAGGAGAUCAAAUAUAGGACUCAAGAAGGAGAGGAGAUGGAGGACGACAAGCAAUUGGCAGCGGACGCCCACGGCGACGGUGAGAACGAUGGGGGCGAAACUCGUGCGCAGGACAAGAACGUGGUAGAGGCCGCCGGCAACGGCGACGGGGACGAUAGCUACAGCACCAUGGUGCAAGACGAGGUGAGCGCGAUGCAGGAGGAGAUGGAGAAGAUGAAGGAGGAGAACCGGAUGCUCCGGCGAGCCGUCGACCGGACCGUGCGUGACUACCACGAGCUGCAGAAGAAGGUAGAAGCCUGCUAUCAGCAGCAACAGGCAGAUGAGCCUAAGGAGCCCGAGGUGUUCCUUUCCCUCGGUGCCACCGCCGCCGGGAUUGGCGGCGGCUUCCCGGAGCCGAAGCGCAAGGAACGGCAAGCAGCGCGGCGGCCGUCUGUGGGGAGUGAUGACACCGACGACGACGCCAAGGAGGAUCUUGGGCUAUCCCUGAGCCUGAGAGCGUCGUCGUCGUACGAGGAUGAGAAGCUGGAGGCGAGGCAUGCACACGACUUGGAAGGCGCCUCCAUGGUCGGCGCCGACGGCAAGGCGAAGGGCUACGCGCUGCUGGAGAGUAGCAAGCUCGGGGCACCGGCGGCCGCCGGUGGCGACCUUGCCGCGGCCGGGAUCACGAGCCAGAGCGUCAACCCGGCCAACCGCAAAACUAGGGUUUCCGUGCGCGUCCGAUGCCAAGGCCCCACUAUGAACGACGGGUGCCAGUGGAGAAAGUACGGGCAGAAGGUCGCCAAGGGCAACCCGUGCCCGCGAGCUUACUACCGGUGCACCGUCGCGCCGGGAUGCCCGGUGCGCAAGCAGGUGCAGCGAUGCCUAGAAGACAUGUCGAUCCUGGUGACGACGUACGAGGGUACGCACAACCACCCGCUCCCCGUCGGCGCCACCGCCAUGGCCUCCACCACCUCCGCCGCGGCCACAUUCAUGCUGCUCUCCAGCACGAGCUCCUCCUCCUUCUCCGAGGCUGGCGGCGGCUCAGCGGCGCCUCCCUACCUCAGCCCCCCGUACCUGCUCAACCCCACCUCCCACCACUCCGCCGCUUCGCCGCUGCUCAGCGCACCACCGUCGUCAAUGCCCAGCGCCCCUGGCGCGGCCACUGGCGUGCAGCAUCUCAACAUGUUCGGGCAUUCGUCGUCCAUGCUAGCUCAGCAGGCGCCACAUUUCAGCAGCAAGUACCCGUGGUCAUCGGACCCUUCGCAGGGCAUCGGUGGUGGUGGUCUGCCAGCAGGGAGCAAGAGGCCGUUUUGGAGCACCGGCGGCGACGAGAAGAUGACGGCGACAUUGCCGGACAAUGUCGGCGCAGUCAUGGCAGACCCAAGUAAGUUCUCCGUGGCUAUCGCGGCCGCGAUCAACAGCUAUAUGGGGAAGGACGGGCAGGUGGUGGGCGGCAAGGACGGGGAGAGUAGCAGCAGCAAGACUAGUAACAAGUGGGGGGUGGUCGAAUCACUUCCACCUCCAUGA